AUGGCACCCGCGCCACUCCCGCGCGGCCACGCCUGCCUCCGCGCCCUGCCGCUGGUGGUCGCCUUGGCGCUGGCGCGCCUCCUCCCGGGCCACGCCGCGGCGCAGCAGGCCGACGAGGCGCGGCUGCUGCUCCGGAUCAAGCGGGCGUGGGGCGACCCGCCGGCGCUCGCGUCGUGGGGCGCCGCGGCCUCGCACUGCAACUGGACCUACGUGGCCUUCGACGCGGCGGGUCGGGUCUCGUCGCUGGCGCUGGCGCUCCCCAACGUGACGCUGGCGGGCGCCAUGCUGCCCGACGACAUCGGAGGGCUCGCGGGCCUCGCGGUGCUCGACCUCUUCAACACCAGCGUCGGCGGCGGCUUCCCGGCGUUCCUCUACAACUGCACCGGCAUCGCGCGCGUCGACCUCUCCAACAACCGGCUCGCCGGGGAGCUGCCGGCCGACAUCGGCCGGCUCGGAGGCAGCCUCACCUACCUCGCCCUGGGCUACAAUAACUUCAACGGCGCGAUACCGGCGGCGCUGUCCAAGCUCACGAACCUGAUCUACCUCGCCCUCAACGGAAACCAGCUCACAGGCACGAUCCCGCCGGAGCUCGGUUUGCUGGUUAACCUCGAGACGAUCAAGCUCGAGAAUAAUCUGUUCGGCGCCGGCACGCUGCCGGAGUCGUUCAAGAACCUGACGAAGCUGACGACCGUCUGGCUGGCCAACUGCAACCUCGGCGGCGAAUUCCCGAGUUACGUCACGCGGAUGACGGAGAUGGUGUGGCUCGACUUGUCGAUGAACGGAUUCACAGGAAGCAUUCCAACUGAGAUCUGGAACCUCCAAAAGUUGCAGUACUUGUAUUUGUACAUCAACAACCUCUCCGGCGAGAUCGCCAUCAACGGCCCGAUCGGAGCCGCAAGUUUGCUAGAGAACAAUCUCGCCGGCGGGAUACCGCCGAGCAUUGCCCGACUGCCGUCCUUAAAAUUCCUGUGGCUGUGGAGCAAUAACCUCACUGGAGUGCUUCCGGCCGAGCUCGGGAAGCGGACGCCGUUGCUGAGGGAUAUUCAGGUCGACGAUAACAAAUUGUCCGGUCCGAUACCUGCGGGGAUCUGCGACCAUCACCAGCUGUGGGUGUUCACCGCCUCGGGCAACCGCUUGAAUGGUUCGAUCCCAGAGAGUCUUGCCGCCUGCCGAACUCUCAUGUGGCUUGAGGUCGCCGACAACGAGCUGUCCGGCGAGGUGCCGGCCGCGCUGUGGACAGAGACGAAGCUCAUUUCCCUGAUCCUGCAGAACAAUGGACAACUUACGGGAACGCUGCCGAAGGAGCUGUACUGGAAUCUGACGAGGCUAUACUUGGAUAACAACCGGUUCGGUGGUCCCAUUCCUGGAGCAGCCGCUCGGCUCCGGAAGUUCCACAUCGCGAACAACUUGAUCUCCGGCAGAAUACCGGCAGAGCUUGUCACUGGGAUGCCACAGCUGAAGGAGCUGAACCUGGCGGGGAACAUGUUGUCCGGGGGAAUCCCUUGA
Messenger RNA from Panicum virgatum (switchgrass), 1506 nucleotides. RefSeq names its product LRR receptor-like serine/threonine-protein kinase GSO2. The record is from RefSeq and is a predicted model, not a curated record. The transcript is spliced from 2 exons. The coding region runs from base 1 to 1506 and encodes 501 amino acids. NCBI's taxonomy places the organism in Eukaryota, Viridiplantae, Streptophyta, Magnoliopsida, Poales, Poaceae. Gene Ontology annotation, molecular function: protein binding.